CUGGACCAAGAGAGACGGAGACAGAAAGACAGAGAGAAAGAGAGAAAGAGAGAAAGAGAGAAAGAGAGAGUAUAUGUUUUUGUUCUGGGGCAGAAAGGCUCCUGCCUCAGGAUGUUGCCUUUAAAGCUGAAGAAGUGGGUUUCCUGUGGAGGAAACGAUCACAGAAUAGACAAGGCUUGGUCGAGACACCGUGUUCCCAACAUUUCUUGAGCACAGGUCACCCAGCUGCAGAGCGGGCAGCACGCUUUUGUGGGACAAAGUCGGUCUCACAGCCUCGAGAGGUGAGUGAAAACUUCUUGGUUUGGAUUAUAUUGUUUACACCUUCUGACACUAAACCAUCUGACAAUUCUUUUGACUUCUGCUCUGCAGGUGUUUGUCUCCCCUGAUGGAUCCUGGAUGCUUUGGAGAUUGGUUGACUGACAGCACGUAAUCUGAGCCUGACCUUUUCCAAAGGAGAAUGCAUUUAUGAAUAAUAUGCAAUGGACAAACGACAAGUGGAUGCAUCAAACAGAUGCAUCAAACUAAUCAGAGUUUGCUUUGAGUGAAUGAAUGGGUAUUUCUACACCAACUCAUCAUCCUGCAACUGCCAAUCCAUGUCUGAAUAAGGUCAUCUGUAGUUCUCCAUGUCAGGUGCUUUUACCAACAGAGACAUGUCCAAUGACAGCUGCAACCUCCCGUUUGACACGGACACGUUUGGCCUGACCUGUAUCUAUGGCCUGAUCUUCUCUUUGGGUCUCCCCAGCAACCUGCUGUCUCUCUGGGGACUGUACCACCUGGGCCGCUCCGGUGGAGGAGGCUGCCAACUGGUCUACAUCCUAAACCUGCUGCUAUCAGACCUCCUCCAGCUGCUCACCCUGCCUCUGUGGAUCAUUUAUCUCCAAGGUGGUCACCGCUGGCCCUAUGGUCAGCUAACGUGUGAGCUGGUGGGCUACGUGUUUUACGUAAAUGUCUACGCCAGCGUCAUGUUCUUGUGCCUGAUAGCGCUGGAUCGCUGCCUGGCAAUCGUGUACCCACUGAGCAGCCGCAGGGUGCGAAAUGUCCGGGUGGCAGCAGUGUCCGGCCUGGCAGUUUGGACCCUGACCUUCCUGUUCUGUCUUACCGGGUUGCUGCCGUCAGUGUUUGACUCGGACAGACUGCUGUGUCUGGAGCAGUACCCCGUCAGUCCUAGAUACGCCCACUUCAAGAUCACAACGGUGGCCCUGGGCUUCCUGCUGCCAUGUUCCAUACUUGGCUACACCUCAGCCCACAUUGGGGUGACACUCCGACGAUCUCCUUCUCUCUCUGACCAUGAGCGGCACAAAAUCGUGGGCAUCCUAGUCGUGAUCACCGUCAACUUCAUUGUUGUGUUUGGACCCUAUCACCUGGUGGGCGGAUACAGAUUUGUGUCCUUGCUGUUGACUGACGAGCCGUGUGGAAUGGAGCGUUCCAUUUUCCUCAUGUAUCGCCUGUGCUACGGUCUGACCAGCCUCAACACCCUGCUGGAUCCCCUCUUCUACAUCUUCCUGUGCCCUGAUGCCCGGAUAGAGCUGCAAAGAUCCCUGCCCUGUUUGGGAGGGGGUCAAAGCACACGCAAAAAGAUUAGCCUCAGUAUCAGAGCUCCGUCACACAACCAGGGGGAGAGAGAAACUGGACACAAUGAUCUUCUAGAAAUAUAACUUGGAUUUGACCACAGAGCUGAGCUCCUGGUAUUUAGUCAAUGCAAGAGUGCCACCAAGUGGAGGUGCAUGUGAACAGUGUGUUUCAACUCCCAGCAAAUACAUUCUUUUUUUCAGGGGGAUUCAACCUCAUCAGCUAAAGGACUUCUACUGGUUCAAUUUUCAGUUACUCGUGAUGAUCUAAAUACUGUUUCAGAGGAUGAAAAUAGAAGCAUGUGUGUGAAGCACACAGGUCACAAAGUGCAACUGUUACUGAUGUAAACUCAUCACUAUUUAAUUCAGUACAGAUAUGCCAAAAUCCGUUAUUUUGU
Molecule: messenger RNA, 1966 nt
Organism: Anoplopoma fimbria (sablefish)
Lineage: Eukaryota; Metazoa; Chordata; Actinopteri; Perciformes; Anoplopomatidae
Product: probable G-protein coupled receptor 132
Exons: 2
Coding region: 624-1655 (343 amino acids)
Biological process (GO): G protein-coupled receptor signaling pathway
Cellular component (GO): membrane
Molecular function (GO): G protein-coupled receptor activity
Source: RefSeq, a predicted model, not a curated record